Histoplasma capsulatum G186AR is the source of this 738-nucleotide messenger RNA. RefSeq lists its product as uncharacterized. NCBI's taxonomy places the organism in Eukaryota, Fungi, Ascomycota, Eurotiomycetes, Onygenales, Ajellomycetaceae. The transcript has 4 exons. The coding region runs from base 1 to 738 and encodes 245 amino acids. The record is from RefSeq and is a predicted model, not a curated record.
AUGGACGUCGAACAUCUUAUCGCCCUCCUUACUGAAGUUGCCCCCCAAAAUGAACUUCCACGUCAAGCGGAUAUCCGCCUUGAAGAUACCUUUCAUGAACGGCUUCGUAUUGUUCUAGACGCCAUCGCCAGCAUUCCCAAGAAAACUUAUCAACACGCUCGCAACCUCAUUGAUGACCUGAAGAAACUCGGGGCUGACUUUGCCGAUUAUCGAAAAAGUGCAGAACAGGAGAUACACACCAGUCAGCAGUCAGAACCUGGCAGAGUGGAUUCCCCUGAGAUUGAUGAGAGGAAUUUACCCCCUCAUCUCAGACAGAAGAUUUAUUUCUUUCGUAGAAGAGUACUCUUAUUUGCUCUUCCAAAAAUCCACCAGAGACUCCAUAAGGGAUACAAACCCACCAAAUCCUCCCGAGGGUUGACAUUCGUCCGUAUCGCCGAAGAGCUGGAUAUCAAUAUCAAUAGCAGUGUCAAUAUCCUGAAGAAAUGCUCCAUGAUUAUAAACUGGAUGUUACAUCAUUUGCCAAAUAAUUCCAGGUUAUUUUCUAUUGAGAAGGAAGAUUAUGUGGUUGAGGGCUUGAAUUCCAUUGCAGGUAUGGUUGACGAAUUAUUUGAGACAAAGACAUGGUUGGCGGACAUUCCUAACACCUCAUCCAAAACAGAUGACUUUCCAUUUGAACAAUUCUUAAGGAAAAUGUCUUCAAUUUCAAGCAACACGGAUACCCUUUUACAAAACAAAUAA